AUGGUUGAUGGGAAGCGGCAGAGCGGCGUGGUGUCACCUCCGGACGGAGGAUGGGGCUGGGUGAUCGUCGGCUGCUGCUUCAUGAUGACGGUCUGCACGCGAGCUGUGACCAGGUGUGUCUCCAUCUUCUUUGUGGAGUUUCAAGGACAUUUUGGAGCCGACUACUCUUCGACGGCCUGGAUCCACAGCCUGGUGGACUGCACCACCAUGCUCUGUGCUCCUGUCGGCAGCCUGGUUGGUAACCGUUGGUCCUGCCGGGCGGCAGUGAUGCUCGGUGGGCUCCUUUCCUCCUGCGGGCUCCUCAUCAGCUCCUUCGCCACCAGCCUGGAGCUUCUCUACCUCUCCAUGGGAGUCCUGACAGGUCUAGGCUUCGCUCUCUGUUACACUCCGUCCAUUGCCAUGGUUGGCUGUUACUUCCACCGGCGGAAGGCGUUGGCGUACGGCCUCGCCAUGUCGGGCAGCGGGAUCGGCACCUUCAUCUUGGCGCCGGCGGUGCAGGUGCUAAUUGAGCUGUACUCGUGGAGGGGGGCGCUGCUCAUCCUCAGCGCCUUCGUCGCCAACCUGUGCGUCUGUGGGGCGCUGCUCCGACCAAUCAAACUGCGGGAGGAUGAGGCGGAGGGGGAGGGAGAGGAGGGGGAGUCAGUGGGGGAGGAGAGACUUGGUAUCAUUUCGUCGCAGGACGCCGAGCUCGCAAUAAAACUGUCCAAAGAGGAGGACAGCCUCUUGUCGUGGUGCUUCAGCUCCUGCUUCCUGUCCAGUAAGGAGUACCGUUUCCUGCUGCUGCCAGACUUCCUGGGCCUGGCCGUGUCCUUCCUGUUCCUGGCCAGCGGCUGCAGCCUCCCGUUCGUCUACAUGGUGCCCUACGCUCUGAGUGUCGGGGUCCGCCACCAGCAGGCCGCCUUUCUCAUGUCCAUCCUGGGAGUCAUCGACAUCGUGGGGAACAUCACCUUCGGCUGGCUGACGGACAGGAGGUGUCUGAAGCCGUACCGCCUGGCGUGCUACGUGUUCUCCGUUGGGAUGGAGGGUCUCUGCUGCCUCUUCACGCCGUUGCUUCGUUCCUUCCCUCUCCUCGUGCCCUUUGCCGUCCUCUACGGUUACUUCGACGGCGCCUACGUGGCGCUGAUCCCCGUGGUGACGUCAGACCUGGUGGGAGCUCCGUACCUGUCCUCGGCGCUGGGUGUGGUCUACUUCCUCCAUGCCAUCCCCUACCUCAUCAGCCCGCCAAUCGGAGGUUGGCUGGUUGACGUCACAGGAAGUUACACGCCCACCUUCUUCCUCAGUGGCGCCGCCAUGCUGGCCAGCUCGCUCGUCCUCGCCACCAUCAUCGGGAUCCGCCACUGCCGCCGCCGCCUGGCCGUCAUCAAGGACGCUAAGCACCAGCAACUCCCCCUAAGCCUGUCCAACCAAUCAGACUGCUUCAUCGCCUUCAACAAGGAGGUGGUCAGCAGCAGUGUUGCGUCGUAGCCUUAGAGGAAAGGACCAAUCGUAUUUAUCAACACCAGAGAGACGUCUGGUGACGAGGGCUGUGAUUGGCCGACAUAGACGUCACACAGACACUUCAUAGGAAGUAGAUUUAUUUAGAGACUGCUGAAAGCCAGCUGAGUGUCAACCCAGACACUGUGAACGACUUUUAUUUUGUAGCCACGGGAACUCAACUUCCUGCCUCUUUUUGUUUGUUUUAAAGCUACAUGCCGGUCACAUGACCGCAAUGGACACCUAGACGAUCCGACGGGUUAAACAAAGAGACGGACGACAGGCAGACGCUAAUGCGAGCAACAGGCUAACAGGCAGACGCUCGUCUUCUCAAACAGGAAAUAACAAAAAAAUGCAAAUAGGAAAUGU
Micropterus dolomieu (smallmouth bass) is the source of this 1842-nucleotide messenger RNA. RefSeq names its product solute carrier family 16 member 12b (gene slc16a12b). The transcript is spliced from 8 exons. Gene Ontology annotation, biological process: transmembrane transport; monocarboxylic acid transport. Gene Ontology annotation, molecular function: monocarboxylic acid transmembrane transporter activity. Bases 1 to 1464 code for a protein of 487 amino acids. The record is from RefSeq and is a predicted model, not a curated record. Lineage: Eukaryota; Metazoa; Chordata; Actinopteri; Centrarchiformes; Centrarchidae.